UAAGUCUGUCAGAUUUAAAAAAAAAGAAACAGAUUCUAAAGCUCAACUUAAGCCAAACUUUUUUUUAUUAUUACCGUUUGUGUCCCCUCCAAGCAGAUAUAGACCCUUCCUAAGCUAAAUUAUUUACUUUUUAAUACCUUACCAUCCUCUCCUAGUGAUCACAGAGCAAGCAAAAGAAAUGUGACAAAAACAGUAAUACAGUAAAUAUCCCAUGUUUCCCCAUACAAAAUGAAGUGGAUUCAGUUGUACUUUAAUAAAAAUGUGUUUGAAUUAUAUGGUUAAUAUUCUAGGGUUACCUCUUACAUAGCAUUUGAGUUAAAUUGUGCACAAUCCCGCCAUUUAGAUGAUUUCUAAAAGAUUUUAUGCAUGCCAUAUUUAUCUUUUUUGCUUUAGAACUUUAUAUAGUACUUCAAUAUAAUUAAAUAUUUAAAUAAAUAACACAUAAUUUCAACUGCAUGUAAUUGACAUUGUACCAAUUCAAAGACUAAAAAAGCAUAGACUGAAUAAUAUUUCAGUGUUGCAGUUCCUCACUUAUACCUCAGAGCGCCGCUGUUUGACCAAUAAGAAGAAGAAUGCAGAACUGGAGAUCUACUGCUAUUUUCUUCAUUCAAACACACUGCAGAACUGCAUGAAGAGGCACAGCCAUUUCUGGAUUCUCUCUGAACAGUCUACAUAUUUUAUUGUUUUCACAAAAAAAAUACCUAUUUUUUUGGUCUCUGGAUUACAAAAGUUAAAUAUCCUAAAGGAGACUUUUGGAAAAUGCUGAAUGUGGAUGAGAUGAAACACCACCCAACAUACAAAAGGAUAACAUGGCAAGUAAUAUUUUCCUUCUUUUUUUCCUGGCUGUGUCAUUCAGUCUCAGGUCAGAUUCAUUAUUCCAUUGUAGAAGAAAUGAGAAAAGACUCUGUAAUAGCAAAUAUUGCAAACGACCUGGGAUUAGAUAUUAAACAGCUCUCAUCAAGAAAGCUGCAAAUUAUAUCACAUAUAUCAGAGAAAUAUUUUUAUGUGAAUGUAGAUAAUGGAAAUCUCUAUGUGAAGGACAGGAUAGAUAGGGAGACACUGUGUGGGGCAGAAGCUAACUGCCUCCUAACCUUUGAUGCUGUGGUCGAAAAUCCAUUUAUUGUUUUUAAAGUGGAAAUAGAAAUUCAGGAUAUUAAUGACAAUCCUCCAGUGUUUUAUCCUGAGACUUUCAAUAUAGAAACUAUUGAACUAACAUCACCAGGAACACGAUUUGCAUUACAAAAUGCAGAAGAUCUGGAUAUUGAUAUUAAUUCAGUACAGACAUAUAAACUCAGUGACAAUUCACAUUUUACACUAAAUCAGAAGAUUAGCAGCAAUGGAUUUCAAUCUCCUGAGCUUGUGUUAGAGAAAUCACUGGAUCAAGAAAUACAAAAUGUUCAUGAGCUGAUUUUAACAGCUCUGGAUGGAGGAAAUCCUGUGAGAUCUGGAACAGCUGUAAUACGAAUCAUUGUUACUGAUGUUAAUGAUAAUUUUCCAAUAUUUUCCCAAGAGGAAUACAAAGUUAGUGUAAAUGAGAAUAGUGUGAUAAAUACUACUGUAAUUAAUGUAAGUGCAAUGGACAAAGAUGCUGGUACAAAUGGGCAAAUCACUUACUCCUUCAGCAAAACAUCAGGAAAUAUUCAUCCAUCUGGCCUUUUCACCAUUCAUUUCAAAAGUGGUGAUAUUAACAUCAACAAAAAGUUGGAUUUUGAAGAAACAAGAAAUUAUGAACUGUCCGUUCAAGCUAAGGAUGGAGGAGGACUUGUUUCCCAUUGUAAGGUAUUAAUACAGGUUACAGAUGAGAAUGACAAUACUCCAGAGAUAUUCAUCAAAUCCUUAUCUUCACCCAUUCCUGAGGAUACUGCACCUGGAACAAUGAUCGCCCUAAUCAGAGUCCAUGAUAAAGAUUCAGGAGAAAAUGGAGAAGUGGACUGUAAGUUCAAAGGGGAAAUGCCUUUUAAUUUAGUUUUGUCAUCUAUUAGUGUUUACACAAUUGUUACAACUGGUCCUAUGGAUCGAGAGAAAGUGUCUAAUUAUAACAUAACAAUUGUAGCUACAGACAGAGGAUCUCCUCCACUUUCCAGUCAUAAAACCAUUAUAUUGGAGAUUUUAGAUGUUAAUGAUAAUCCCCCAUUGUUUAUGCACUCUACUUAUGUUGCCUAUGUACCAGAGAACAAUUUACCAGGAGUCUCAAUAUACAGUAUACACGCUUCCGAUGAUGAUACUGGAGACAAUGCAAAAAUUAUUUAUUCUAUUUUCAAUACAAAUACAGAUCUUUUAUUGUCUUCUUAUGUUUCUCUUAAUGUAGAGACAGGAGUUUUAUAUUCCCAGAGAUCAUUUGAUUAUGAGAAGCACAAGGAGUUUGUAGUAGAAGUAAUAGCAAUGGACAAUGGACACCCAUCUCUCAUCAGCAACACAACAUUAACUAUCAAAGUCAUAGAUCAGAAUGACAAUGUGCCAAAACUCCUAUACCCAUCCCCAGAGAGUGGAACAUCAGCAGGGUUUGAGAUGGUCCCUUUUGCUGCUGAGCCUGGAUCAUUAAUAACAAAGGUGGUUGCAGUGGAUGCAGACUCUGGACAUAAUGCUUGGCUCUCGUAUCAUUUUGUACAGUUAUCUGAACCAUCUUACUUUUCCAUUGAUGAACAUACAGGUGAAAUUCGAACACAACAUGUUUUUCAAGAGAAGGAUAUACUGAGUCACAAGGUUGUGGUGAUGGUAAAGGACAAUGGAAUCCCAUCUCUGUCUACUACAGCUACCAUCACCCUGGUUGUUGCAGAUAAUUUCCAACAAGUAGUUCCUAAAUUUGUCAAUCACUUCCCUGAUGAAGAUACCCAAUCAAGCCUGCAGCUGUACUUAGUAAUUGCCCUAGCAGUAAUAUCUUUGCUAUUUAUUAUAACAGUCAUGUUGGCUGUUAUAUCUAAAUGUAGGAAGUCUAAACCAUUCCAGGUGUAUGGGCCCGUCAGUUCAAAUUUAUAUCCUCAAGUUGAUCCCAGCAUGUUCUCUCAAUAUACCAGUGGAACACUAACACUUCCCUACACUUACAAUGUUUGUGUGGCUUUGGAUUCUGGGGAAAAUGACUUUACAUACAUGAAAACUAAUCCAAAUGUCCCUGUGGAAAAUCUGAUUGAUGCUGAUGAUUCAGGUCUUGGCAAUGAAAGUUUAAAGGCAGCUUUAACAACCAGCAGUCAAAUGCAGGUGAGUUUUUGA
This is a messenger RNA of Rana temporaria (common frog), 3207 nucleotides long. Its product is annotated as protocadherin gamma-B5-like. NCBI's taxonomy places the organism in Eukaryota, Metazoa, Chordata, Amphibia, Anura, Ranidae. Gene Ontology annotation, biological process: homophilic cell-cell adhesion. Bases 760 to 3207 code for a protein of 815 amino acids. Gene Ontology annotation, cellular component: plasma membrane. Gene Ontology annotation, molecular function: calcium ion binding. The record is from RefSeq and is a predicted model, not a curated record. The transcript has a single exon.